AUCCAAUCCCUCAAUCUCUCCUUCUGGAUUUCCUUCUCCCUCCUCAUCUUCCUCGAUUUUUCGUUUCCUAAUCGGAGAGAAAGAAACGACAAUCGGGAAGAAAGAUAGCGGGGAAGAGGAGAAGACGACGACGACAAGAGAAUGGGGAAUUGCUUCGGUUCGUCUUCAAGAUCUCCCACUCCUGCAGUUGGCACACCGUCAAGUCCAGGUCGCUCGACGUCGAGGACCAGCGGCAGCGAGACGACCACCGGGAAGCUGUCGAACCUCAGUAGCAGCACGACCCUGGGGGAGUCCUCCGGCAGCGGCGUCAGCGUCGAGAAGGUGUUCCCGGAGGGGAAGAUCCUGGAGGCGCCCAACCUUCGCGUCUAUACCUUCGCCGAGCUCCGGAGCUCCACUAGGAACUUCAAGCCCGAGUCCGUUCUCGGAGAGGGCGGAUUCGGGAAGGUGUACAAGGGCUGGGUGGAGGAGAAGACUCUCAAUCCUUCAAAGAGCGGCGUGGGCACGUUGGUGGCCGUGAAGAAGCUCAACCCUGAGAGCGUGCAGGGGCUGGAGGAGUGGCAGUCAGAAGUGAACUUCCUAGGGAGGCUUUCGCAUCCAAACCUCGUCAAGCUCUUGGGAUACUGCUGGGAAGACAAGGAGUUGCUCCUUGUCUACGAGUACAUGCCAAGUGGAAGCUUGGAAAACCACCUCUUCAAAAGAGAAACAGACACCGAGCGACUCAGUUGGAACUUAAGGCUCAAAAUAGCUGCUGGAGCAGCACGAGGUCUAGCGUUCUUACAUUCUUCAGAGAAGCAAAUAAUCUACCGCGACUUCAAGGCUUCAAACAUCCUCCUUGACACAAACUACAAUGCAAAACUUUCCGACUUCGGCCUCGCAAAGCAUGGGCCAACUGGCAGUAAUUCACACGUCACAACACGAAUCAUGGGCACCUAUGGGUAUGCUGCUCCAGAAUACGUUGUUACUGGUCAUUUGUAUGUGAAGAGCGAUGUGUAUGGAUUUGGAGUGGUGUUGCUAGAGUUGUUGACGGGACGGAGGGCAUACGACCCGAGCCGUCCGAGCGGCCAGCAAUACUUGGUGGACUGGGCUAGGCCAAUGUUAGGCAACCCAAAAAAGUUAGCGCGACUCAUGGACCCGCAUCUGGAAGGGAAGUACUUCUCCAAAGCGGCUCUUCAAACAGCAAAGCUCACCCUCAGCUGCCUUAAUGGCAACCCCAAGGGCCGACCCUCCAUGAAACAAGUCGUGGAGGCACUUGAGCGCAUUGAGGCAACAAAAGGAAUCUCUAGAGCAGAGGCUCCAACUAAUGCUCCCUAAUACAACAGUGGCGGUUGUGACUCAGGUUCAAAGCAUAGUGUGGUGUACGACCGGCCGGCAUUGCAACAACUAAGCAAGAUGAGAAGGGAGAUCUUCAGCUUUUGCACCCUUGUAAUCUAGAUUGUGAUAUUGACUUUGUUUGUUAUUUUAAUUUAGUCCUUUUUUUUUUAUAAAGAUCAGAAAAAGAUUGUUAGUCUAUAGCAUAAUCAAAAUGAUAGAGUUGAACGAACAGUGAGUCCCUUUAGUUAUCCAAGUUCAAACCAUGCACUAAACUAAAGAUCGUGUCAGAGCACAGGCAUUAUUGAUGUUCGACUUGUUUACCUGAAUUAAAAAUUCUAAAAAUAGUAA
Zingiber officinale is the source of this 1659-nucleotide messenger RNA. RefSeq names its product probable serine/threonine-protein kinase PIX13. The transcript is spliced from 6 exons. The record is from RefSeq and is a predicted model, not a curated record. The coding region runs from base 142 to 1311 and encodes 389 amino acids. Gene Ontology annotation, biological process: protein phosphorylation. Gene Ontology annotation, molecular function: ATP binding; protein kinase activity. NCBI's taxonomy places the organism in Eukaryota, Viridiplantae, Streptophyta, Magnoliopsida, Zingiberales, Zingiberaceae.